AAAUGAAAACUCUACUCGUUCGAGUAUUAAUGAAAGGAAAAUCGUCGUGGGUGUAGUGAAUGGGAAAAUUACGUGUCAAAGAUUUUUGCGUCAUUUGUUGUUAAGAUAAUAAUAAUUAACCGGCUGGAAUCUUGCUGGUGGAGGAUGUGUUCAAUUAAAAUUAAUUGACGGUUCGCAAUAUGACUGGCUUCUGUAAGAAUCCCCUCUGAUUUUUUUCUCCGUAUCCGGCACCCCCGCACCAUUCAAAAAUGUAAGCCCCACCGCGAGCGUCGCCGCCCCCGACUGGCAAUGUCUUGUUUGGAAUUGACGGACAAGUGAGUCAGCAAGGCAAUAUCUAGUGCAGUGGUGCAUUUAAGUGUAAUUCAGUGCAGAAGCAAACAAUUUCGAUGUGGCUAGCGCAAGGGCUGUUAGGAUGCCGUUCGCGUCGCGACGCUAUUUAAACGGAGGGCGCGUCGGACAGCUUCACUAGUAUCGCGACGUUUGGCUCGUUUUCGUACCAUUAAACCACCACCUGUUAGGAUGACCCCGUUGGCCGCCGCCGUAACACUGCUUUCUUGUUCGGUACUAGUGAUCAGGGGACAUCCAGGCUUCGAGACCCGCUUGAAUUCGGAGGUUCUUUCCAAACGCAUUUUGAAUUCUGCCCAUUUAGAGAAACAAUUAAUUAGAGGACCAUUAGCUCAAGCACGUUCGAAAAGGACGUCAGACCAUAUAAUCACUGAUUGCAUAUUUAUGACAUCGGAUGAAGGCGACUUCUACCACAAAUCCACCUUAGCCGAUGGUACAGCCUGCGGAGCGUACAUCUUCAGCGAGCCCGACGAGAUCAUCGAGGUCCACUUCAGCUACUUAGACGUCCCUUGCGAGAACGGAGGCUUAGUGUCGUUCGUGGACGGCUGGGAGCUGAAUGGCGAGUUUUUCCCCAGCCCUUCGGAUCAUCCUCUGCCCAUGAAUUCGCGAUUUACCGAAUUCUGCGGCAAGAGGAAAGUCAAACAGACGUUUAAGAGCUCGCAGAAUGUGGCGCUUAUACAAUAUCGGAUGCCAGCCAAAGGGACAAGUUUUGGCUUCAGCGUGAGGUUUAUUAAAAAUCCGACUCCCUGCAACGUUCUAUUUCAAUCCACCGAAGAUAUUUAUACUUUGCGAAAUUACGGAAAAAGAUCAAACUGUAGCGUCAGCACCCUGUUUCCGGCAGCAGUAAGGGUGGCUUCUUUGAAUAUUGGAGUUGUCCCAAGUCUAGGACGUGGAAUUGAACUCGAAACAGGCACCAUCCAUAAGGUGCGGUCGCAGUGUCAAAAACGUGGUUUGGACGACUUUCUUCAAGUUGGAGGCUCUCGCGGCUUGGACAAUGCCAAUCUUCUCCUCGCAGAUUCUGUUUGCGGACUGGAUUCCAAACCAGGAAAACACGUCGAGAUCAUCGCUUGCGAAACUACAACCAUCCGUUUGGUUUCGAGUGGAGCUUUCGAUAAUUCUGCAACAGUGGCCAUCCGACAGCUGACACCAGAAGACAUUAACGGUUACAUGAGCGUAAUCUGUCCAUCCGAAGAACUAGUCGAAUAGGUUAAGACAUACCAUCACAUAUCUGUAAAUUAACGUGUACGCCAAGAAUAUUUUUUUGUGUAAUGUUUGUGUAAUAUAUCCAAUGUAAGCGUUC
Zophobas morio is the source of this 1645-nucleotide messenger RNA. Its product is annotated as corticotropin-releasing factor-binding protein-like. NCBI's taxonomy places the organism in Eukaryota, Metazoa, Arthropoda, Insecta, Coleoptera, Tenebrionidae. The record is from RefSeq and is a predicted model, not a curated record. Gene Ontology annotation, molecular function: corticotropin-releasing hormone binding. The transcript has 8 exons. Gene Ontology annotation, biological process: hormone-mediated signaling pathway; negative regulation of corticotropin-releasing hormone receptor activity; negative regulation of corticotropin secretion. The coding region runs from base 520 to 1551 and encodes 343 amino acids.